CUAACUAAAUAAUUUUUAUUAUAAUUAUUUUAUAAAAUAUUUAUUUAAAAUGUUAUUUUAUCUAAUUAAUAAACUAUACGAAUUUCAUAUAGUUUUAAGGAAAAUGUUCAAAAUAGUCUCCAAGCUCAUCAGAACUGGACUCGAUCGAAUCCGUCAAAUAGAUGGAACUACAAGUUUCUCUUCCAGAUCUCAUCCAAUUUCGUCUCCAGUGAAACAUCUGGAGUCUCGUUCAAGAUCUGUCGUCUCCUGCAUCAAAGACGUCCUCGUCGGCUCGAUUUGUUUCGUCCUCAGAAGCCGCCGUGAUUCUGUCGCGAAAUCCACCGGGACUCCGACUUGCAUCCCCGUCCAGAUACACGGCCUCUCAAUCCGUAGCCUCAUCAUGGUUCAUCUCACAGCAAUCACGCUACAGGUCCCGUGCUCUCAUGAUGAUGAAGUGGUGCUGCAGUAGGCGCCUUCAAAUUACUCCAAAUCAGAUUCGUCAUUAUCAAAUUCAAAUCUCCAUCACUACUUCAUCACUAGUUCAUCACUGAUUUCUACCACAGUAUCAACUAGAUGACACUACAUUUGAGGCUGUAUAGCAUUUCAUUCUCUUUGUUCCAGUAGGUCCAUCUUGUGGGAAGAAAUUUCUUGCCUGCAACCGACAUUUUGUCAUGGCAACCAAAUCUUCACCAACAUACUGAUGCAGCUGCUCUUCAGCCUUUUUUUUCAGAUGCAUACUGAAAACAGAGCUGAUAUCACUAACAGAGGAAUUCAAAGCUUUGGCCGACACCUUUCUUACUGCUUUAACCAAGAAGAGAUCGAUGGAGCACUCAAACUAACUUUUUCAGGGUCCCCUAGCAUGGGUAAUGGGGCCAGAGGAGUAGAAGGUUGGACAAAAGGUGAACUUGCAGAUUGAAGAGGUGUUCCCGUUUGUGUAUGAGCUACCGAUGCAUUUUGCUGGUCGAAUUGAGGAGAAAGAUGUUGGGCAAGCUGAGGAGAGAUGUCCUCAAAGUUCACAAUUCUAAAGAUGGUUAUGACAUGCUGGGCAGAAAAGUUUGUUGUUUA
Molecule: messenger RNA, 1044 nt
Organism: Cuscuta campestris
Lineage: Eukaryota; Viridiplantae; Streptophyta; Magnoliopsida; Solanales; Convolvulaceae
Source: the annotation of a GenBank genome assembly